AUACUCUAGGGACUUCUAGUGAGAUAUCUCUAUCUAGAUCAUGAAUUAAAUCUUGGUAUUGUUAUUUUUUAUAUGAAGUAAAUAAAAAAUCGUGAAGACAAAUAUACUCUUCUUACUUUCACUCUCGUUGUGGGAAAUUUGAAAUGGAGCAAACCAAACCCUUUAAUAUGUAUUAUAACAGUCUAGAUUUAUUUAAGUUAAAAAUAAUAACCGAUAUAUGUGUACAAAUGGGUGUAUAUUAUAUAUAAAAAGUACGCUAACCUUUUUGUUCAUUCAUAUUUAGGAUAUUCUAAUAAAUUUUCCUAGCAAUUUUCAAUCUUUUUUUUUACUUGGGUCGGGUAGGGUACCCGUGGGUUCGUAUUUUGUUGUCAUCCCUAUUGGUAAUGAUAUGAAAGAGAGGCAAAAUUCGAGGAUAGAGUACGAACAAAGAAGAAUGGAUGUUCAAGAGGUGAUGUUAGAGCAUGAGAAAGAGGAAUGGGCGCACAAGUGGCAAGUGAGGGAGCGUGAAGCGGAAAAGUGGAUUGUUGAGAAGAAAGAGAGGGAAGCCCAAAUACUUCAUGAAAACAUGGAAGAAUUUAUCAAAGCUAACACCGAAAAGAAGAAGUUUUGGAGAAGUAAACAAAAUGACAUCUUGGGGUACGAUCAAUAUGAUCCCAACUCUAAUCCAAGUGAUGGCGGAGAUGGAGGAAGUGAUUAUUAUCCUGUUAUGGAUUAUUGACAAAAGAAGAUCUUAUGGAUACUCUAUUUUCUUUAUUAUUUUCAUGUGUUGUGUGUUGUCUUUGAACUUCAUUCUUUUCAUGUGUUAUGUGUACUGUUUGAACUUUGUUAUUUUCAUGUGUGAUAAAAACUAGUGUUAUUGAAACAUGUUGACUACUACAAGACAAGUUUUAGUGAAGCAUGAAAUACAAACUACCAAACAACAUAAAAUAAAAUUAAAAAUGAAACAUGAAAUACAAUCUACCAUUAAAAAAGACUAGUUAUUGUCAUGCAAAUUUCAAAGAUGCUCAACCAAGUCAGUUCGGAGCACAUGAUGUGUUGUUAGAGAGCGAAUCAUGUUAUUUCUAUCCAAAUAAUCAAUCAAAGUUGGAAUGUGUCGGUUGACUAGUUGAGGUUGCUCAUGGACCUCAUAAUAAAUGCAUGUCAACAUGAUAUUAUUAUAUGUGGCAACAUCCAAACCUCUUGCAGGGUCACACACAAUUGUCCAUCUUGUUUGACCAUGGAUUGUUGAAGGUCUUCACUAAAGUCGACAAUGAGGAAUAGAUACCGUCAAUCAAAUAAUAACAUUGAUCAUAAGCAUGACCAUUUACAUCAAAUAGUACAUGUGGAGCACUUAUAUUGACGAUACGAUCAAACAGUGAGACAUCCCCAAAACACUUAUAUUGGUGUCUGAUCCAACUGACCCAAGGAGAGCGUGUUGUAUCCAUGUGUUGUAUAAGGCCACCGACUUGAGAAUGAUUGUUGGCCUACGCAUGUGGCCAGUGUAGAGUCCUACCCAACCACUUGAACAGUUCCUCUAUUCCCAAUGCAUGCAUUCAAUAGGUUUAAACAUCCCCAAAAAGCCACAACUUGAGGAUUUACGAAGUAAGAUCCUUAAAUUAACUAGAAUUGGUGUGCGAAGGUAUGUGGUCUCAUACAUGUUGAUAACGUUGUUGAAAAAAUUUAUGGAAAUAGUGAUACUUGACCAAGGCCAUCACGCCUUAGCACAAAUGAGGGGUCAAACCUCACAAUGUCACCCAUAAUGUGAUGGAAUAACCUUGGUUGCAACCUUUAGAGCCUUAUGAAUAUGUGGGCAUUGAAAACCAUAUUUGGAUCGAAGUAAAUCAUCCUCAUAAGACGUCGAUUAGAUUCGACCAUUUCGUGAUCAAUGUGAGUUUGACUUGUAGUUUGACGUUGGUUAGAUGAGCCUUCGGUCAACUUCCAAUUGAUUAAACUCAAACGUAGGUGGUGAUACCUUUUUUAUUCUUUGAUUUCAUCGUCUCCUCCAGACGAUGAGCUAUCUGAGAUACUCAUGAUGAAUGUGUUUGUUUUAGAAAUGAGGAGAAUUUUCGAAUGAAUUAAAUGACAAAUGAAGAUGAUCAUUUAUAAAUUCAUAUGGUCACAAAAUGACAAAAGGACAUAAGGUAACGACUACAAAAAAAUGUCAUAUUUGGAUCGGUCUCUUAAUUAUCUGCAACAAAUUGACGACUAAUUUUGUGAAAUUUUAAAAAUCACAUCAAGUUUUUUCAAAAUUAAUAAUGAAUACUGAUAUGAUGUAAUCAAAUUAUUUUGUCAAACAUAAGACUUCACACCAACAUCAUAUCAACAUCAUAUCACUAUGGCAAGUCUUCACAAUACUCAUCUCACGAGUCAUCAUGAUCUUACCACUAUGGUAUCACUGAAAACAUCAUCAUGCCAUUGUCAUAUUAUCAUGAUAUGACAGGUGUAUGAUGACAUAUCUCUUUCGAUUUAACUUGAAAAAUUACUAUUCUACAAUUAAAGAAGUCAUUAAUUAUAAGCUAUACAAUGAUAUCUUUUUUUGUCAAUAGCUCACUUGCAUUACCAAGAAGAAAGAUAUAUAGUUUUCAACACAAAGCUCACCCAAGAGUUUAAAUCAAAUCCCGAAAUACUCAUAAGACACAAUAAAAGGCCUUUUUCAGC
Linum trigynum is the source of this 2637-nucleotide messenger RNA. The record is from the annotation of a GenBank genome assembly. Lineage: Eukaryota; Viridiplantae; Streptophyta; Magnoliopsida; Malpighiales; Linaceae.